AUGUAUGAUACAUUGUUCGAUUCAAAAUUUAAUGCUGGUCCUGAAUUUCAAUUACAAAAAUUGAUUAAUAAUGUUGAUACUCUUAUUUCAAUAAGUACAUUUUUUUCUAUAACUCGAUCGUCAGAAGUGGCUAGUACAUUUGCCGGUGAUGUUAUUAUUGAAAUUGAUCUCGAUCAAAAUAUUGAUACAAAGCCGUUUGCUGAUAUUUCAAAUGAAAGUUAUAGCAAAAACGAAAAGGAAGUUUUAAUAGCUAUAGGAACUGUCUUUCGUUUGGAAUUUGUUGAAAACCUUUGCGACACAUUAUGGUAUGUCAAACUGACAUUGACUAGUGAUCUUGAUCGACAUGUAAAAGAAAUAAUUGAGCACUAUAAACGGAAAAUUGGUCAUACAUCUGAUAUAGGCACGUUAGGUAGAUUUCUGGCUCGUAUGGGAGAGUAUGAGAGAGCCGAUCGAUAUUAUAAUUUAGCAUUAAACGAGCUGGAAACACCAGAACCCGAAUUAGAUUCUUAA
Messenger RNA from Didymodactylos carnosus, 510 nucleotides. The record is from the annotation of a GenBank genome assembly. Lineage: Eukaryota; Metazoa; Rotifera; Eurotatoria; Philodinida; Philodinidae.